Schistosoma rodhaini is the source of this 3662-nucleotide messenger RNA. The record is from the annotation of a GenBank genome assembly. Lineage: Eukaryota; Metazoa; Platyhelminthes; Trematoda; Strigeidida; Schistosomatidae.
GUUUGCCUCAAUGACUUUCCUACCACCUUUUAUCCCAUCCAUGAGCAGAUCUCAAAGACUGUAGAGGUCAGUAAGACAGGGUGGUAGGGGUUACGGAAUCAUAGAAAAUCAUAGAUAGGUAGAACGAUGAUUCAGCUGCUUUAUUCUAUUUGUUCAGACCACUCAUCCAUUCGCUUACUCAUUCAUUGUGUCGUGUCCCAUACGGUCUGGUAAAAAAAGGACUCACCUUAUUUUCCUGUCAAUUUUUCAAACAAAAGUUUACGAUCUGGAAUUUGAGAUCCUACUUUAUUCAACUAGUAAACUAGAUUUUUAAGUGAACAGUGGAUAUAUUUAUUUCGAAUGACUUCUGAUUCAUUAAGAAGGAAUCCCUUAAGCGAAAAACAAUACCAAAUUAAUGGAGAUGGUGGUGUCGUUUGCCGUGGACUAAAAUUUGACGAUGUUCAUUAUUCCAGUUUUGAGAAUCCAUUAAAGAGAGAGUUUUCUCCUAAUUCUACCGAAGUACAGAAAGAUCACUGUACAACCGACUCAGCUUAUUCUCUUGCAAAUGGUGCUACUUGUCUAAUUCAAUCAACAUCACCUACAUCAAUAUUUCUACCUUUAAAUCAAACUAAUUCGAAUAUGUCAAAUAUAUAUGGUGGAGGUUUUCGUUACCAUGUUCGUCGACCUGUGGAAUCAUGGAAAUUUUUUGAGACAAAUAAAAGUGAUGGUUCCAAAGUCUAUCUAUGUAGGCUAUGUGGUUCUAGUUAUAAACACAAAAAAUCACUAAAUAAACAUUGGAAAGAUAAACAUUUUACAGAAUUGAGUAAUGCUGAAGGAAACUGUCUAGCUGAUGGUGAAUUGGAUGAAGGUGAUGAUGGAGAUGGAGAGGAUUCCGAAGGUGAUGGGAAGCCAUUGAACAACAGUUAUAAUACUCCACUUUCAUCUAUCGAGAAUGCAAAUUUAAAUAAGCUGAAUAAUAAAUAUUUAGAAGGAAGAGAGAAUUAUUCAUAUAAAAGUCCUGAUUCAGUGGGACGAACUUAUAGUAUGAGGACUGAGAAUUCUGAAAAUUGUCCGCCUGAUCUAAAUCACCUAAUGUCCCGCACGAUGGGUAGUGGACAGAAUGGAAAUGAUCUGAAAAAUGAUAUCGUUGUUAGUAGGUCCAAUAUGAUCACAGAGAUACAUAAAUCAGUACCAGGAGAUCAUUCAGAUCGAUUUGUUGUUGGUCGUAAGCGUUUGUCAUCUGUACCUUAUUCUUCCCCAGUCGUUCAACCAAAGGUGCAUAGUCGAGUUUCUGAAUAUGGAGUGAAACGUGUUCGGUCGCCAAACACUGAUUAUACAAAUCUGGGUAGCAAACGGAGACACAGUGUGAUUUCGCGCGGGAGAGAAGAGUGUGUUGUUGACGUGAGAGAUAAAAUUUCUGAGUCAUCAUGUUGUUCAAACAGGAACACUCCAGAUGGUGAGAUUAUAUCGAGUUGUGCAACAAGUCGGUUAGGUGUGAAUCCUGUAGAUCGACACGUAAGUGAAAUUACUUUAGAUGAAGUGGAACCACUUGAUUUAUCAGUUGUAAGGGUAAUAGAAACUGAAGUUGACUGCGGACGACCGUUAAGCGGAACCAGUGUUAGCCCUAGUAGCACAGUGGAUUUGGUCAAGACUGAUGCUUUUAAUGUAAAUGAUUCAGUGAAGGUACAACAAGAGGAUUUAGUCUCAGUAACGCCAACUUCCAUUUCAGUGGACAAUGGUGGUAAGAAACAGAGAAGAGAAAAUCGCGUCAGUCGUGCUCUGCUGAUUGGAUUGUUGCAAACAGCACUGAGUACUCUGGAGAAUGAAGUUGACGACAAAAUGAGUGAAUCGUAUGAGUUAUCUGCUACAUCGGCUAGUUUGCUGUUAGCUGUUGGUAGUCUGUUAGUUACUUUAUGUGAGAAGAAGUCUGGUGUUUGUUCUGUUGCUGCUCCCAUCGAAACAUGUAUUAGUAAGAAGAGUGUAGAUGAAGCGACUGAAGGUAGAUCGCAUUCGGGUUUUGAUGGUACUGUUUUGUUGACAACAGGUAGUGAGAAGUUGGUUAGCAAUUUUAGGGAUUGUUUUCAGAUGUCAUCUGAGACAUUUCCUCGCCUUGUUGCUGAUCAAUCGCAUUCACCAGAUGGUUGUACUUCUAGACCACUUGAAACGCGGAAGUUUGUUGGGAAAGUGGAAGACAGUUGUGUGGAUCGUAUAGUAGAAAGUAGGAAGGAUAGAGGUUCACUUUCAACACAUGAGUAUGGUGGUAUUAAUGAGAAUGAGAUUUCAUUUGAAGCUCUGGAUAAUGGACCACCAUUAACAGGUGUGGAAGGUAUGAAGAAAUGUGAUGGGUCGGAGCCAGUGAUUAUUUGUCCUGUUUGCAAAUUUGGUGCACGUUGGUUCAGUGAAUUGCGUGCUCAUAUGGUGAACCAUUCUGAGCAUAGAAUGUUUGGUUGUUGUUAUUGUCAUUAUCGGGCGAAGUGGAAGUGGGAUGUCGCAAAACAUAUGCGUCGAUGUCCAUUGGGUCGUCAUGUUUCUCACUUACAGAAUGAAGCAUUAUUGCGUAUUGUUAGAUAUUAUCCACCUCCAGAAGAUGAUAUUUUGUAUAGUUAUUUUCCGCAGAAUGGUUUUCCAGGUGUUGGAGUUGAUCAUCCUCCAACACCACCGAUAAAUUCAGUGAAACGUAAUGGUUAUGAACGAGUUCGUGUAUACGAUUGUGAAAGUAAAGAUUGUUCAUUAUUUUCGGGUCAUUUGUGUGAUGAGAGUGAGGUGGAAGGUAUGGUUAGAGGGUUAGUUUGUGAGAAAAAAGUAGAAAGUGGGAAUAGUGGUAUGUCGACAUCGGUAUCCAGUGCUAACAGUGUACAUCAAUGUUAUACACUUGAAGGAGAUGUAGUUAAAGAUGUUGGUGACUGUGAAGAAAAUGAAUCUGGUGGUUUGGUAAUAGUAGAUGAUAGUGAAGAGGUAGAGAAGAUAUCUGAAGUCAGUGGUGAUGCAGCAAGUACAAAUGGGGCGAAAGAGCGUAUUUGUUCAACCAGUGACCAGUGUAGUCGACAAAACGAAGAUGAGGAUACUAAUAAAUCUGAUCUAAUAUGUCGAGUACGAAAAUGUCCAUUAUGUGAAUUUCAUUCUACAGACACUAUUGAAUUUCAGACUCAUUGGAAUUCACAUUGUCCAUAUACAAAUGAAACAGCGAACUUAACUAGAAGUUGACAUUGUAUUAAAAACAAAAAAAAACAAUUAUUUACUUUAAAACUUUCACCUUUCACUAUUUCGUUAAUUUGAAACUGACAAUUCAGAUGUAUAUAUAAAUAUAGAUUCCUUUAUUAUUGAUUUAAAUUCUUUACUGGUAUUUUUAUAUGGAUUAACAGUCAAGUCAUUGUAUCAUUCAAAUCCCCCUAUAUAUUUCUAAUUUACUCUAGUUUGUGUAUAUACGUUUUAUGAAAGUUUGUAACUUCAUUCUAGUGUUGUCGUUUUUUUAUUGAUUUUUUUGUUUGUACAUGUACUGAAUUAUUGGAAAGAAAAAUUCUUGAAAAUAAAAUUUAUUUUUCAUUCUUCAUAAUUCACAUUUGUGAAAUAUGUCAUUUUGUUUUAUAUUUAUGAUUAGCCAUUAAUAUUGAAGAUCUGUUGGAUAUGGUCGGUUAUUUUUUGUUGUUGAAAGGAAUCAGUAAAUAAACAUAGUUAAGUAGAAA